Telopea speciosissima is the source of this 2234-nucleotide messenger RNA. RefSeq names its product putative clathrin assembly protein At5g35200. Gene Ontology annotation, cellular component: clathrin-coated vesicle; clathrin-coated pit. NCBI's taxonomy places the organism in Eukaryota, Viridiplantae, Streptophyta, Magnoliopsida, Proteales, Proteaceae. Gene Ontology annotation, molecular function: phosphatidylinositol-4,5-bisphosphate binding; 1-phosphatidylinositol binding; SNARE binding. The coding region runs from base 314 to 1966 and encodes 550 amino acids. The transcript has 17 exons. Gene Ontology annotation, biological process: clathrin coat assembly; clathrin-dependent endocytosis; vesicle budding from membrane. The record is from RefSeq and is a predicted model, not a curated record.
AAAAUAACAAAAUAAAAUUGGAGGAUAGCGACCCCUCAAAAGGUUUCACUGAGAAAAUAGGGAAUUACGGCUUGUCGGCGACGGGAUCCGAUCAUCUGGUCUGUUCUUGGAAGCAGAGACAAAGAGCUUUUGACAAUCCAUCCUGACUCUUCUGCAAUUGGAGAUGAGAAGCAUUGAAGGAAGAACUGAAGCGUUGGAGCAUGGUUUCACACUUAGAAGAGGCAUCUGAUUAUUUUCUUCUUAGAUUUUUUAUCUUGAGUGGUAAUUAGGAUAACUAUAUUUGGUUUCAAAGGAACAUGUUUUCUUAAGAAACAUGAUAGGAGGGGUAGGUACUCAACAGAGCCUACGGAAAGCUCUUGGAGCUCUGAAGGACUCCACAAAGGUUGGAUUGGCAAAAGUGAAUAGUGAGUACAAGGAAUUGGAUAUUGCAAUUGUCAAGGCCACAAAUCAUGUUGAACAUACAGCAAAGGAGAAACAUAUCCGCACUAUUUUUGAUGCAGUAUCAGCUUCAAGACCUCGGGCUGAUGUUGCAUAUUGUAUACAUGGUCUCGCUAGACGUCUUGCUAAGACGCAUAAUUGGGCAGUUGCUUUAAAGACUUUGAUUGUGAUUCACCGGGCAUUGAGGGAGGUUGAUACCACAUUUCGUGAAGAGAUCAUUAGUUAUAACAGGGGCAGAGGUCAUAUGCUGAACUUAUCUCAUUUCAAGGAUGAUUCAAGUCCAAAUGCAUGGGAUUAUUCUGCUUGGGUUCGUACCUAUGCUCUGUUCCUGGAGGAGCGGUUGGAAUGUUUCCGUAUACUGAAGUAUGAUGUUGAGAAAGAUCGCUGGAGAACCAGGGAACUUGACACUCCAGAUAUGCUUGAGCAGUUACCUGCAUUGCAACGGCUUCUUUAUCGUCUUCUUGCUUGCCAGCCAGAGGGAGCAGCUGUAUAUAAUAAGAUGAUCCAGUAUGCACUUUCAAUUGUUGCAGGUGAAAGCACCAGGAUUUAUGCUGCAAUCAAUGAUGGUACUCUUAAUUUGGUUGACAAGUUCUUUGAGAUGCAACGGCAUGAUGCUAUAAGGGCACUUGAAAUUUACCGGAAGGCCAGGAAUCAGGCUGAGAAGUUAUCUGAGUUUUUUGAGACCUGUAGGGGCCUUGAUGUUGGACGGGGGCAGAAAUUCCCUAAAAUUGAAAAGCCCUCUGAAUCAUUUAUCACAGCCAUGGAGGAUUACUUGAAGGAGUCUCCACAGCCUUUAAUGCUUCAGUGGACAGCGGCCAAUGAUGAAAGAGGAGCUACUCCCAAAGCAGAUGCUACUCCAAUAGCAAUUUUGCCACCUGAGUACAAGGAGGAAGAUGUUGAAGAAAAAGAAAAACCAGAAUCACCAGUUUUGCCACCUGAACCUCCCCAGACUAACCAAAGUGCUCCAGUAACAGUACCAGUUAUCGAUCUACUGGGAUUAGAUGACUUGAGCCAUGAAGUAUCUCAAAUAGAAGAAAAACAUGCUCUUGCGCUUGCUAUUGCCUCGUCUGAAAAUUCAGCACAGACUGCAAUGGACCUGACCGGUCAAGCCACUGGGUGGGAGCUUGCACUCGUUUCUGCACCGAGCUCUAACGAGGCUGUUGUAGCAACUAGUAAAUUGGCUGGUGGUUUGGAUAUACUAACACUAGACAGUCUAUAUGAUGAUGCAAUGGCAAGAAGAGCGAACCAGAACGGGACCUACCACAUGGGGCAGGUGGCCCCUAAUCCCUUUGAGGCUGCUCAAUAUUCCCAGGACCCAUUCUAUGCUUCCAAUAGCGUUGCGCCGCCCACCAAUGUGCAGAUGGCCAGCAUGGCUCAACAGCAGCAAUCCUUGAUGCAGCAGCAACAGGAACAGGAACAGCAACAAUUGAUGAUGGGCCCAGACUCCAGCAACCCAUUUGGUAAUCCAUACAUGGGACAAGGUGGCCCCCCUAACCCACCACAAAAUCCCUACACGGGAUUAAUUUAGGUUAUCAGUCUUAAAUAGCAAAAAAUGCCGCAAGGAGACACUAACAGUCCGGGUUAAGAGUUGUAGAUAUUUAGGCUAUGGUAGUGGAGGCAGUGAUUGUUUGAUAGUUUGGUACCUCCCUCCUCUUUCCUUGUGCCUGUUAGGGCUCAUUCAUUUUCUUUUUAGGGUUAUGCUAUUGAAGCUGCAAAGCUGGAUAGAAAAUGUACUAUAUGGGUUCUCACAUGGUAACUCAAUCAAUUGAUAUUUUAUUCCCAUGCUUGAUUACAGA